Gasterosteus aculeatus aculeatus (three-spined stickleback) is the source of this 2673-nucleotide messenger RNA. It is a transcript of the gene pacs2, whose product is annotated as phosphofurin acidic cluster sorting protein 2. Gene Ontology annotation, molecular function: transmembrane transporter binding. Gene Ontology annotation, biological process: protein localization to plasma membrane. The record is from RefSeq and is a predicted model, not a curated record. NCBI's taxonomy places the organism in Eukaryota, Metazoa, Chordata, Actinopteri, Perciformes, Gasterosteidae.
AUGGCGGAGAGAAGUGGCCGGUUGAGCUUCCCCGGGAGCGGAGCCCUCAACAGACCGGUGCCCAUGAACCUGUUCGCCACAUGGGAGAUAGACGGAUCCUCCCCGAACUGCAUCCCGAGGUUGUGUAGUCUGACUCUGAAGAAGCUGGUCGUGGUGAGAGAACUUGAUAAAGAGCUGAUCUCUGCGGCCAUAGCGGUUAAAAUCCAGGGCUCCAAACGGAUCUUGCGCUCCCACGAGAUCGUGCUGCCACCCAGUGGCUCCGUGGAGACCGAUCUGGCUCUCACCUUUUCACUGCAGUACCCUCACUUCUUAAAACGAGAAGGAAACAAGCUGCAGAUCAUGCUGCAAAGGCGGAAGAGAUACAAGAACCGAACCAUCCUGGGCUACAAGACUCUGGCAGUGGGAUCUAUCGACAUGGCCGAGGUGAUGCAGCACCCGACCGAGGGAGGCCAGGUUCUGCCUCUCUGCAGCAACCAGAAGGAGCUGCUGGGGAAGGUGGCCGAGAUCUGGAUCGUUUCUCUGUCCAGUCAGCCAAUAGACCACGAGGAGGCCGCCCUGCAGGGGGGACAGAAGAUCAAAUGCUCCGAUAACUACUCGGAGGAGGAGUACGAGAGCUUCUCCUCCGAGCAGGAGGCCAGCGACGACGCCGUGCAGGUUCAGGAUCUGGAGGAUGACGAGUACGAUGUGAGGAAGCCAAAGAAGCAGAGGAGGUCGAUUGUGAGGACCCCCUCCAUCACCAGACAGCAGAACUUUAAGCAGCGCGUGGUGGCUCUCCUCAAGCGCUUCAGAGUCUCAGAUGAGGUGCUGGACUCGGAGCAGGACCCCGCAGAGCCGCCCCCCGAGGUGGAGGAGGAGGACCUGGACCUGGACAGCGUCGAGUUUGAGAACCCGAGUGACAGCGGCCCGGAGCUGGACGACGACGACAGCGUCCUCAGCACCCCAAAACCCAAACUCAAGCCGUACUUCGAGGGUCUCUCCCUCUCCAGCUCUCAGACGGAGAUCGGCAGCAUCCACAGCAGCCGGAGCCACCGGGAGCCUCCGAGCCCGAUGGAUCCGGAUAAAACCAAGUGUGCUGGCGGCAAGUUUCCAGGCGACGGCGUGUCUGGUAACGUGUCCUUUGAGCAGCCCGAGCCGGUGACUCCGACCACAGAGCUGGAGAUGGACAACAUGGACACGUUUCUAGAGCGACUACCGCCGAGUGGCAAAAUGACCAAGACGGAGUCACUAAUCCUUUCAUCCAACAGGCAGGAACCAAAGUUGGCGGGGAGGAGAGGCAGGAGCACGUCGCUGAAGGAGCGCCAGCCCAGCAGGCCGCAGAACGAGCGGGCCAACAGCCUGGACAACGAGCGCUCCCUGGACACGCGCUGCCACCUGCAGAUUCCAAGAAAGACAGUGUACGACCAACUCAACCACAUCCUGGUGUCCGACAACCACCUCCCCGACAGCAUCAUCCUCGUCAACACGUCGGACUGGCAGGGCCAGUACCUCUCGGAUAUGCUGCAGAACCACCACCUCCCCGUGGUGUGCACCUGCACCACGGCCGACAUCCAAGCUGCGUUCAACACUAUCGUCUCCCGCAUACAGAGAUUUUGCAACUGUAACUCCCAGACGCCAAUUCCCAUAAAGAUCGCGGUGGCCGGCGCGCAGCACUACCUCAGUGCUGUUCUGAGGCUUUUUGUGGACCACCUUUCCCAUAAGACCCCCGACUGGCUGGGCUACAUGAGGUUCCUGAUCAUCCCUCUGGGUGCACAUCCAGUCUCCAAAUAUCUCGGCACUAUUGACUAUCGAUACAACAGUUUGUUCCAAGACGCUGCUUGGCGGGACCUGUUUCACAAGCCAGAGGCUCCGGUUAUUGCCCAGCAGAACCCAGACGUGGUGUCCAGGGUGACUCAGUACAUGGUGGGAGCCAACGGAGCCCACCAGCUUCCCAUCGCGGAGGCCAUGCUCACCUACAAACAGAAGAGGAAAAAGAGCUUUCAUUUUGAUUUUGCAGUAAGUCCGGAUGAGGACUCCUGUCAGAAAUUCAUCCCCUUCAUUGGUAUGGUGAAAGUUGGCCUUGUGGAGCAAACAUCUGCAACAUCAGGAGACUCUGACGAUGCAGCCCCUCUGGCCUCCUCGCUGCUCUCCUCCACCCCUCCACAGGUGUCACCGGCCCUCAAAGAGGCGUCGCCCACGCCGCCCUCCUCUCCCUCCGUCACCACCAGCCUCUGUGCUUACAGUUCUGUAGGUCAGGGGGAGCUGAUGGGGCUUCAGGUGGACUACUGGGCGGCUCCAACAGAGAGGAAGAAGGACAUGGAGAAGCGGGACUCCUCCUCCAAAAACACUCUGAAGUGCAAUUUCCGCUCACUGCAGGUCAGCCGGCUGCCGCUGGGGGGCACAGAGCCGAGCCCCCAGCCCACCAUGUCCAUGACUGUGGUGACUAAGGAGAAGAAUAAGAAGGUCAUGUUCCUGCCCAAAAAGAGCAAAGACAAGGAGGUGGAGUCGAAGAGUCAAGUGAUCGAGGGCAUCAGCCGGCUCAUCUGCACUGCCAAGCACCAGCAGACCAUGCUGAGAGUACUGAUUGACGGCGUCGAAUGGAACGACGUCAAGUUCUUCCAGCUGGCGGCUCAGUGGUCCUCGCAUGUCAAACACUUCCCCAUCGGGAUCUUUGGGCACACAACGAGCCCCUACUAG